GCAGGGGGUGGAUAGAGUUUGGGAUCAGCCUUCGCCGCCCGUCUGGUUUUCAUUAGUCAGCCCGGCUCGGCCAAGAACCACAGCAAUAAAUAAAGGCGAACAAUGCCAGCCCCCUCCCUGCAGCCACCCCCAUCUUGCCGCUCGGCCCCAGGAUGCAGCCGGGUGUCUGGGAAAGGGGGCUCCGGCCACGGCCGAGCGGGACAGGCCGGGGAGAGUGAAUGGGGCUGGCGGGGGGAAGCGGGACGGAGGGGAGGGGACCCGAGAGCAUAAGAGGGAAGGCAGGGCCGACGGCGGCGAGCAGAAGCAGUGACAGCCCCCGGCAGCACGGGCAUGGCGAGGCUGGCCCCCCGCAAGCCCCCUAGCCGCCGGGGUUUCGCCAUCCUUUGGGGGGACCACGUCUUCCUCCUGGGGCUGCUGCUUUUCCCCGGGCAGGGGGCUGCUGCUGGGCCACGAGGCCCGGCGUCCCAUGGGGAGCGGGUGACCCCGCACUGGCUCCUGGGGGGCCGCACCCGGCGAGCUGUCAGCCUGGACGAGCAGGAGCCGGCGCCGGCGCGGGCAGAGGUGGCCGUGAUGGCUGAGGGCAGAGAGCUCGUCCUGGUGCUGGAGAGGAACGAGCUGCUGGCACCGGGUUACACCGAGACACACUACACCACGGACGGGCAGCCCGUGACGGUGGCUCCCAACCACACGGACCACUGCUACUACCACGGGCACGUGCGGGGCUACAGGAGCUCCUGGGUCGUCCUCAGCACCUGCUCGGGAAUUCGGGGCCUGAUCGUGGUGAGCAGCAACGACAGCUACUACCUGCACCCCCUGGGGACCCCUGAGCCGGGCCAGCACCUCCUCCUCCGAGCGGAGCACCUCCCCAUCGCAGGGGGCACCUGCGCCCACGGCGACGACUUCGGGAGCACCGUGGGUGCCAUCGCCCGGCUCUUCAGGCCGGCGGAGCGCCGGGCAAAGAGAGAUGCCUGGAGGACCAUGAAGUACAUGGAGCUCUUCAUCGUUGCUGACAACACGCUGUUCAGGAACCAGAACCUCAACCUGGGCCACACCAAGCAGCGAAUCGUGGAGAUCGCAAACUACGUGGACAAGUUUUACAGGUCGCUGAACAUCAAGGUGGCCCUGAUCGGCCUGGAGGUGUGGACGGAGCGGGACCAGUGCGCCGUGACCAGCGACGCCAACGCCACGCUCUGGUCCUUCCUGCAGUGGAAGAAGGCUCUGAGGGCUCGCAAGAAGCACGACAACGCCCAGCUGCUGACCGGGAAGACGUUCAGGGGCACGACCAUCGGCAUGGCCCCGCUGGAGGGGAUGUGCAGCGCGGACAACUCCGGGGGUGUCAGCAUGGACCACUCGGAGCACCCCAUCGGAGCCGCCGCCACCAUGGCCCACGAGAUCGGUCACAACUUCGGCAUGAGCCACGACAACCAGGGCUGCUGCGUGGAGGCCACCCCGGAGCAGGGCGGCUGCGUGAUGGCAGCGGCCACCGGCCACCCCUUCCCGCGCGUCUUCAGCUCCUGCAGCAAGAGGCAGCUGGAGAACUACUUCCAGAAGGGAGGCGGCAUGUGUCUCUUCAACCUGCCCGACACCAAGGACCUGGUGGUGGGCCGCAAGUGCGGCAACGGCUUCCUGGAGGACGGAGAGGACUGUGACUGUGGGGAGGUGGAGGAGUGCACCAACCCCUGCUGCAACGCGCACAACUGCACGCUGAAGAUGGGGGCCCAGUGUGCCCACGGAGACUGCUGCCAGAACUGCAGGCUGAAGGUGGCUGGGACGACCUGCAGGGAAGCAGCAGGAUCCUGUGACCUCCCCGAAUACUGCACGGGCGCCUCGCCCUACUGCCCGGCCAACGUGUACCUGCUGGACGGCUCGUCCUGCGCCUACGGCGAGGCGUACUGCAACAACGGCAUGUGCAUGACCCACCACCAGCAGUGUGUCCAGCUCUGGGGGCCAGGUGCCUGGCCAGCCCCGGACGCCUGUUUCCAGGACGUGAACAUGGCCGGCAACACCUACGGCAACUGCGGCAAGGACAGCCAAGGGCGCUACGUCAAGUGCGACAAGAGGGAUGCCAUGUGCGGCAAGAUCCAGUGCCAGAGCUCGGCGAAGAAGCCCCAGGGGACCAACACCGUCUCCAUCGACACCACCAUCCGCUUCAACGGGCGGGAGGUGAAGUGCCGGGGCACCUACAUGUACACCGCCAAGGACGACGAGGAAGACCUCUCUGACCCCGGGCUGGUGAUGACGGGGACGAAAUGUGGGGAUGGGAUGGUUUGCAAAGACCGCCGGUGCCAGAAUGCCUCCCUUUUUGAGCUGGAAAAGUGUGUUUCUCAGUGCAAUGGCCAUGGGGUCUGCAACAGCAACAAGAACUGCCACUGCAACGCUGGCUGGGCUCCCCCCUACUGCGAGAAGCCAGGCUUGGGCGGCAGCGUGGACAGCGGCCCCGUGCAACACGACAAUCAUGAAGCCAUCUUAAUAACUCUUCUGCUCAUCUUCCUGCUCUUCCUCCCGGCCCUGGUGAUGAGCAUCUACUUCUGGUACCGGCGGGAGAACUCGCUCCUGAAUAAAUGGAUCAAGGAGAUGAGGAGGAGGAGCCAGGAGACGUACCGGAACAAAGCCUUUGGUCGGAAGGCAACCAGUGGCCACUCCAAAGCUGCUUUCACCUUGCGGGACAUUUCCACCUCCAGUCACACUAACAAAGCAUCGCGGGCUGCGUUCCCUCCCAAACCCAGCGCUCACCAUCCCGGCCCCCAGCCCGUCAACAUCGUCCACCCGCUUCGUCCCCCGCCUCACUCCAUCCCCCCGCGCCCGAGGGACCCCAAGCCUGCCAGGCCACCUCUGCCAGCCAGCAAAUCGCCCACGGUCCCCACCAAAGCGGUCGUCUCCCAAGCUAAACUGCCUCCUCCGAAGAAACCUCUUCCCUGCAGCCCCGUGAGGACCCCGCUGGUCGGCCCAAAGCACCAGCCGCCUCGUCGGCCGCUGCCUGGAAGUCCUCUUCUGGUCAAAGAGCUGCCUCCUGCACACGGGCAGACCCUGCUGGUCAUGGUCCCUCCUACCAACUUCAAGGCAUCGGGCACAAGCGCCACGAGCCACUCUACGAGGCCGUUCAAGCCGAUGCCACCUCAAAGGCCAGUCCCAGCCAUCAAAGUCCAAUCCACCUCCUUCCCCUCGAAGAAGUGAAAACCAAGGACACCUUAAGCCCAUCCUCCCUGAGCUGGCUCUCCUGAUUUGCACUGCUGCUGGCGACAGGGGUCUUUUAUUCCUCUCUUGUUUUAUUUUAUUUUUUUUUUUGAUACCAGAGGACUAUUUUUAUAGGACAGAACAAGUACUCAGCACACAAACUGUGGUGGCAGGGGGAGGAGAGGGGAAAAUUGUCACCGUGAUACAACUAAGGGUUGCAGUGGGCUGGUGGUGGGGGCACCACGGUGGGACCUCCACCACAGCUCCAGGGAUCUCCUCCUUGCCAGGUUCCCCCCCAGCUUUAAUUCUUCCUGACAUUGCACACGGGCUGGGUCGGGGUGCCCAGGGGGUCCAUCCAACACCAAGAUGCUGACGACGGUGGCAGCACAAGCUGUGUAAUAUCCUCCUAGCUACCUCCUCCUUCUCCUCCGGGCCUGGUGACAUCCCCUGCCACCCACUGCCACCAGAGUUCAAUGCUGGGCAUUGUCUCCGGGGAGACUUUUGCCUUCAGAGAAGAGUGGUUUCCAGUACGGACUGUGCCAUACAGUGCUGGGGCAUGACCACGAAGGCUCCACGUUCUCCGGCUCCUCCAGGCCCCCUCCAAGAAAACCCAGUGACGAUCCCGGGGCCGUACCUGGAAGGAGAAGCCACCUGAGAAAUGGUUUGAUGUCCACGGCGCUGGUGGCAAGCUGGCUACCAUGGUGCUUUCGAGGGGCUUGGGAGCCCUUCAAAAACGUUGCAGGCCCUGAAGUGGCUUUGUGAGCUGCUAUCACUGCUGUUCCCCAGGGGGACGGAGCCACGAGCCAGGAACGAGAGCAGGAAGGCCUCCUGCCCGUGUUGUCGGCUUGCCCAAAGGCCUCGGCCGAGCCGUUGCAUUUCUCUGUGCCUCAGUUUCCCCCCGGUUGUAAAACGGGGGGCUAAUAUACCUACCUCACAGGGGUGUUGUGAGGUUUAGCAAACCGGUGUCUCGACAGGGCUUUACAAUCCUCAGACGAAAGGUGCUGUUGACCCCGCACGGGACCACUCCGUGCCGCUUCCCCGUGACUUGACGCGCGGCUGUCAGGGUGUGAAACGAGAAUGAUGCCUUUGUACAGCG
Oxyura jamaicensis (ruddy duck) is the source of this 4270-nucleotide messenger RNA. It is a transcript of the gene ADAM33, whose product is annotated as ADAM metallopeptidase domain 33. The coding region runs from base 331 to 3174 and encodes 947 amino acids. Gene Ontology annotation, biological process: proteolysis. Gene Ontology annotation, molecular function: metalloendopeptidase activity. The record is from RefSeq and is a predicted model, not a curated record. NCBI's taxonomy places the organism in Eukaryota, Metazoa, Chordata, Aves, Anseriformes, Anatidae. The transcript has 24 exons.